CACCAUCCCUUUUACAGUGCUGCGUAACGCGUUCAAUGCAUUCGAUGCCGAGAAGAAUGGCUACAUCAACACCGCCAUGGUGGGCACCAUUCUCAGUAUGUUGGGCCAUCAGUUAGACGAUGCCAUGCUUGCCGAAAUUAUCGCUGAAGUCGAUGAAGAUGGUUCGGGACAAAUUGAGUUCGAAGAAUUCACCACAUUGGCGGCGCGUUUCCUUGUUGAAGAGGAUGCUGAAGCGAUGCAGGCCGAACUGAAGGAGGCAUUCCGUUUGUACGAUAAGGAGGGCAACGGUUACAUCACCACCGGUGUGCUGCGUGAAAUUCUGCGUGAAUUGGAUGAUAAGUUGACAAAUGACGAUUUGGACAUGAUGAUUGAGGAAAUCGAUUCUGAUGGCUCCGGAACGGUUGAUUUUGAUGAAUUCAUGGAGGUCAUGACUGGCGAG
Rhagoletis pomonella (apple maggot) is the source of this 439-nucleotide messenger RNA. Its product is annotated as troponin C-like. Gene Ontology annotation, biological process: multicellular organism development; Wnt signaling pathway. Gene Ontology annotation, cellular component: extracellular region. The record is from RefSeq and is a predicted model, not a curated record. Lineage: Eukaryota; Metazoa; Arthropoda; Insecta; Diptera; Tephritidae. Gene Ontology annotation, molecular function: enzyme regulator activity; calcium ion binding; signaling receptor binding.